Messenger RNA from Puccinia triticina, 1059 nucleotides. RefSeq lists its product as uncharacterized. The coding region runs from base 1 to 1059 and encodes 352 amino acids. The record is from RefSeq and is a predicted model, not a curated record. Gene Ontology annotation, molecular function: hydrolase activity. Lineage: Eukaryota; Fungi; Basidiomycota; Pucciniomycetes; Pucciniales; Pucciniaceae. The transcript has 4 exons.
AUGGUUCCCUUUAUUUUCAAGAUCAGUUUACUACUGCUGAUAAACCUUCAAGAAUCCGUCAAGGGUGCAAGUGUUGUCAGGCCCAGCCUCCACAAACGCCAAUUCGAUAUCAGUAGCCUUACGGGUUCGCUUGGCGGUGGUGGUAUACCUGGCUUCGGCGGCUCGGGUUCGGGCUCCGGGGGCGGCGGGCUUGGUGGCUUACCCUCUUUCGGUUCUGGAAGUGGUGGACUCGGUGGGCUAGGUUCCGGUUCCGCUGGUGGACUCGGCGGUUUUCCCGGGAUGAGCUCGGGCGGCGGGACUGGCGGACUCGGUGGUUUAUCCGCUAUGAGCUCCGCCGGCGGGAUUGGUGGGCUUGGCGGAACGACUUCCAGCUCUAGCCCAUCCGACGCCGACUUCGGUAAUAAUGGCAGCGCAUCCAUCACUGGCAAAAACAAAUCACGAGGCUCGGCCGGUGGAUGUCCAUCUUAUUACAUGAUUGGUGCUCGCGGAACCAGCGAGGGGCCAACUGGGUCUGUAGCCUAUAACGCCCUGUACCAGAAAGUCUUAUCAACCAUUCCUGGAGGGGCAAAACAAGAACUCCAGUACUCAACUUCAGCCGACUAUUCCGUCACUGUAACCCAAGGUGCUCAGACUGAAGUUAAAUUGAUAACUGGAGAGAUCUCCAAGUGUCCGGAAACGGUCUUUGUUUUGCUUGGUUACUCGAAAGGAGCUAUGGUUCAGACACAAACUUUGAACAACAAGGAUAUCCCCCAAGACAAAAUUGCGGCCGUCGUUCUUUUUGGAAACCCUUACUUCAGAGCUGGUGCUUCUCAAAACAAAUGUGGCGCAACCGCUGGUAUGGGGAUUGCGGCCAUGGCGGGUGCCAAAAUGCCAGAGCAGUUGACCGAUAGGGUCUAUGACUGUUGCGCCGCUGGCGAUCAAAUUUGUACCUCCACGGGGAGCAUGAUGGGCCAUCUCACAUAUGCUGGCCAACACGAAAAUGACGCAACAGAAUUUGUGAUUCAGAAGUUAAAGGCAAAGCUUGCUGGUUCAACUACUGCAAAAUACAAGAGCUCUUGA